Molecule: messenger RNA, 380 nt
Organism: Paramuricea clavata
Lineage: Eukaryota; Metazoa; Cnidaria; Anthozoa; Malacalcyonacea; Plexauridae
Source: the annotation of a GenBank genome assembly
AUGAAACGAAAGUAUAAAUCAGGAUCUGCAAAAAGGGCGGAAAAGAGAAGAAGUAUUCAAAGAGCUACCCAAAAUACAGCUCCUAUAGCCUCAUUCUUUGAAAAAGCUGAAAAUGUUGAAAGUGAUGCUGAAGAUACUCCAUCAACAGCUUCCUUGGCUGACGAAGCUCAGUUAAGUACAUCAAAUGAAGGUGUAGACAGUGAGAGCAUGAAGAAAAAUGCUGAAACUUCUAAUGAUCAAUUAGGACUUUUCAAUCUGGCCAAUGAAUACCCUACUGACAGAGGGCACUUCCCAUCCUCAAUUGAAGAAGGGGAUUUAAAGAGACUUAUUCUUAGUCAUGGCCCAUGUAAACCUGAUGGACCAUUUAGAAGACGAACAAG